Molecule: messenger RNA, 1265 nt
Organism: Camellia sinensis
Lineage: Eukaryota; Viridiplantae; Streptophyta; Magnoliopsida; Ericales; Theaceae
Source: RefSeq, a predicted model, not a curated record
AUGUGGGACAAAGAGUUAUAUAGAGCUGUGAGAAUUCUUGCAAAAAGUCCCACAUUUGCUAGAAAUCCAAGGCACAUUCAAUUUGAGGCUGAUAUAAAUCGCCUCUUUCUUUACACCAGCUAUAAUUGUUUAGGAAGGAAUGCUGAUGAAUCAGAUGCAGAGGCGAUCAUUGAUAUGGCUGGUAAGGCCUCCCUUGCUGAUCAACAAAAACAAGUUCAAGAAAACAUUUAUUCUCAAAUUAAAACCUUCUGUGCAUCAAUGGAUGAAAUUCUUCUUCCUGAUUCAAAGAGCAUAAAUGAAUCAUCUGAAUCAACUUCGCAAAGGAAUACUGCUGUGACCCGUAGUGGCCUUGGCCUUGCUGUUGGAAGGAUGAGCCCACAAAAUAAAAGUUCUGUUGAGUACGUAUCUGCAUCUUUAUUUCAAACUGUCAGAAAUUUGUUUUUAUCAACUCCGGGACAUUUUAAAUUUCACUUUAUUAGUGUUUGGAAUUACUACAGCUUUUUACUGUAUUUGAGCUAACACUGAGUUUGCUUAAAUUUACCCACUUCCUGAUUUGUAAAAUUUAUCUUAGAAUAUUUAUUGUUAUCUUAUAGAACGAAUAGAUAGUUUACUGAAACCAUCUAAGACAUUGUUUAUUUUUUUUUAUUUCUUAUUUUUCUUUCGUAGUUUUGUGUUAUUGAUUUAAAUUGAAUUUAUUUGGCAUCUGGAAAAAAAAAAGUGAGUGAACUGCGAAUAAAUUGGUUCCUUUAAGUGCUCCUUGCCGAAACUAUAUAGUGGCAAGUCAUGAAAAAUCAUCUUAUUAUGGGCAAUAUAGGUAGUACACAAUGCAUAAUAACAUAGUUAUUAUGAACAAUAACUAUGGUCUUGUUGCAUAAGUAACUUGACAUGGAAGAGCUUGACAGGUCUAGGUAUGUGAAUCCUAGUAGUCAACUAUGGCAAAACUAUGAGAUCAUUCUUAGAAAUCUAAGCUUGUUGACAAAAGAUCUUGACUUGUGCUUAAUGCCUUAUCCCAUCUCACUUCCCCAUUACCGUUGACAUUUGGCACUAUCAAAAGCAAGGCCUCCAAUCUGGCUUUCACCUCUGCUGUUCCCAGCAAUACUAUAACAAUCACAUCUCUCAGAUAACAUCUCUUUCCUUGUAUUUUCACUAUAUCAAUCAUGACUAUAUUCAGGGGAAAAAAGAAGAAAAAAGAAAAGAAAAAGAAAAAGAGAACAAGUUAGUGACUGUGAAAAAUGAUUAGAGGUAUGUGGGAACUAGGAAAGAAG